Messenger RNA from Brassica oleracea var. oleracea, 915 nucleotides. RefSeq names its product protein Dr1 homolog. The transcript has 5 exons. The record is from RefSeq and is a predicted model, not a curated record. NCBI's taxonomy places the organism in Eukaryota, Viridiplantae, Streptophyta, Magnoliopsida, Brassicales, Brassicaceae. Gene Ontology annotation, molecular function: protein heterodimerization activity. Bases 167 to 652 code for a protein of 161 amino acids.
CCCUAAUCAACUCGUGAAAAAAAAGCGAAACGGAGAGAGAAAAACCGCCGUUCAACACGUUCCGAUUCUCCGCCGCGACUCGGUCUCGAGAUUCGUUAGUUUCCCCGGAUCUCCGUCGUUAAUCCGCCUCCGUUUCGAUCUGUUAAAACUAGAGAGAAAAAAAACGAUGGAUCCGAUGGAUAUAGUUGGAAAAUCUAAGGAAGAUGCUUCGCUUCCUAAAGCUACAAUGACUAAAAUUAUAAAGGAGAUGUUACCAGCAGAUGUUCGCGUUGCUAGAGAUGCUCAGGACCUUCUCAUCGAGUGCUGUGUUGAGUUUAUAAACCUUAUAUCGUCAGAGUCUAAUGAAGUAUGUAACAAAGAGGAUAAACGAACGAUCGCGCCUGAGCAUGUACUCAAAGCGCUUCAUGUUCUUGGAUUUGGGGAAUACGUUGAAGAAGUCUACUCUGCUUAUGAGCAACAUAAAUACGAAACCAUGCAAGAUUCACAGAGGAGUGUGAAGAUGAACACCGGAGCAGAGAUGACGGAAGAGGAAGCAGCAGCGGAACAGCAGAGGAUGUUUGCGGAAGCUCGAGCUAGAAUGAAUGGAGGUGGUGUUUCUGUUCCGCAACCAGAGCAGCAACUAGAUACCCAACAGCCAAAUCUACAAAGCUAAUCAAGAAGGGGAGGAUACUUCUUUUAACAUUUUUUUUUUCCGGUAGCAUUUCUCUGUAAAGUGCAAAGAUUCGUCUUCUUGGUGUUGAUAAGCUCUUUACAUUUUUAACUUAGAUUUGUGUUUUCUUUUGAAUCUAAAAUCGCUUGGGUGAUUCAGAUGUAAUUAGUAAAGCAUUGUCUUGUUUCUUUGCAACUGUCGUUUUCACAUCCUAGCUCCCUAGUCUUUGUAACUCGAUUGUUCUAAAUGCUACAUCUCGAUUUCAA